AUGGAUGAAAUUGAGGAAGCAUCUCCCUAUUCCUUGGUUGACAUCUGCCUGAUUGUCCUGGCUACUGAUUUGGAGAGAUUCUGUUCAGAAAGACAAGAUGGGACCUUGUGCCUGCAUGAACUGGGAAGUUUCCCCCAGGAAGUAGCUGAUCGACUGUUGCAGAUGAUGACAGUUCAUGGAAAGCUGAACGAUCGAACGGUGGGCAUUUUCCAAGGCACCCAAAUGCAGCUGAAACAAGUGUGCAUCCGGAAGGCCAAUAUUUCCGCAGCUGCUUUCCAGAAAGCCUUCUGCCAUCACCGAAUCAUAGAACUGGAUGCUACUGGGGUGGGUGUGACCCUCACCAUCCCAGACAUCUUGAAUAGCCUUGGUAGCAGCCCAUGGACUCGGCAUCACCUCCAAUGCCUCGUGCUGAACUCGGGAAAUCUGCUUCUUGAAGAGGCUGUGUUGCCGCGCUUCAGCCAGUUAAUUGGCCUGCGUGUUUUAAGUGUUUCCAAUAUCCCCUUUCAGAACAGGGACCUUGCAGAUGUGGCUUUGCUGCCGAGAUUAGAGAGCCUGGACAUUUCCAACACGUCAGUCUCUGACCUCUCUGCUCUCCUGGCCUGCAAAAAUCGGCUCAAAUCCCUCACCAUGCACUACUUGAAGUGCCUGACGAUGCCAACACCACAAGUCUUGGAGAUCAUCAGAGAACUCAAAGGCCUGGUACAUCUGGACAUCUCAGAUGAUCAGCAGUUCACCUCGGACCUUGCCUUCCAUCUGCUGCAACAGACAGACAUCCUGCCCAAUAUUUUGUCACUCGAUAUCUCAGGCGGUAAACAAAUCACUGAUGAAGCUGUUGAGGCCUUCAUCCGGCAGCGGCCAGCCAUGCAGUUUGUGGGCUUGUUGGCUACUGAUGCGGGUUACUCCGACUUCUUUACCUCCGACCCCAGCCUCAUGGUUGCUGGAGGAGCAAAUGUCAGUCAGAUUUCCGAAGCUCUGAGGAGAUACAGUGAAAGAGUGUGCUUUAUGAAAGAAGCCUUGAUCCGGCUUUUCACCCAGACAUUUUAUAUGCAAAUAACCAAGCCAGCUGUUUUAAAGCUUGUGGCUGUAGGAAUGAGGAAUCACCCUCUGGAUUUGCCUGUACAGUUCACAGCCAGUGCAUGUACCCUCAAUUUAACCCGCCAGGGUCUGGCCUUGGGUAUGCCUGUUCGUUUGUUGUCAGAGGUCAUCCAUUUACUUCUCAAGGCCCUAAAAAAUUUCCCUAAUAACCAGCAGCUACAGAAGAAUUGUCUUCUUUCCUUGACCAAUGCCAGAAUUCUUCAAGAUGUCCCAUUUAACAGGUUUGAUGCUGCCAAGUUUGUUAUGAAAUGGCUUUGUAAGCAUGAAAACCCGAAUAUGCAGACAAUGGCAGUGAGCGUCAUCUCUAUUCUAGCCCUUCAGCUCUCUCCUGAACAGACAGCACAGCUGAAGGCAGAGCUUUUCAUUGUUGUCAGGGAGCUUUUGGCAAUCGUAAAGCAGAAGACCUCUGAGAAUUUAGAAGAUAUUACCCUCACGUUUACCCUGAGAGCACUGUGGAACCUCACUGAUGAGUCUCCAGCCACCUGUAUGCACUUUGUUGAGAAUCAAGGGUUGGCCAUCUUUGUGCAAGUAUUGGAGACUUUCCCAUCAGAAUCAACAAUACAAACCAGAGUUCUUGGCCUUUUGAACAAUGUUGCUGAAGUCAAAGAAUUGUCCUCUGAGCUUAUGAUGAGCAGCCUGAUGACCCAUGUGAGCCGACUACUUCACAGUGUGGAGAUGGAAGUGAGCUACUUUGCAGCUGGAAUCAUUUCCCAUCUCAUCCCUCUGGGGGAGGAGGCGUGGACCCUGAGUGGCUUCCAGAGGAGCACUAUUUUAGAUGAUCUGUAUAUGACAGUGCUGAAGUGGCCCAGUCCAAGUUGUAAGAUGGUGGCACUGGUGACUUACAGGUCCUUCAAGUCGUUUUUCCCAUUACUUAGCAACUUCGCAGUUUUUGAGAUUCAGCUCUGGGCACUGUGGGCCAUGCAUCACGUCUGCAGCAAGAAUCCCACCAAGUACUGCCGGAUGCUCAUGGAAGAGGGUGGACUGCAGCUCUUGGAAGAUAUCCGAGACCAUGCCCAGGCAGAGCCCCACGUACACCAGAUCGCUGUGUCUAUCCUUGUAGACUUUCACAUGCAUUUUAUGAGCUACAGGAAGUCCCCUGGUUCUAAAGUGCCUCUCCAGACAUAAGGAGGCACCUGAGGAGCUCUCACCCUCUGCCUUCUCACCUGCUGGCCUUCGAUUGAAUGUUUAACGGCUGCUGCAAGCCUUUGAGUCUGUGAAUUGUUCAGUUGACCUUGAUCCAUCCAUUGUCCUGGGCUUACAAAGGUGGAGGUUUCUUUGGCUUAGGCACAGCCAAGAAUCACCAGCAGAUGACUUCAUGGGCAGGGAAAGUGGUUCUGACUAGUGGCUAUUUUUGGGGAAAGAGAGCCACAGGCUUUCACUGUUGACAAACUCCUGAACUGGAGCCAAAAUAAUAUUUAAAAUGUUACUGUUUACUCUUGGCAAGGCCAUGGUGGAAAGUGCCUGUUAAAAGGCGGUUUGUUCCCAACCCAUGUGGAGACUGAGAAUUGUUCUCCAUCUUGGGCUUAUUUGCUGGGCUGUCAGAGGGUGGGGGAACCCUAGGUGGCACUGGACGCUUGGGCAGGGAUGCUGGGGGAUCCCACAUUUCACCUCAAGGGCCUGGUUCCCAGGUCACUCCAGCACUGGUCCUAGAGUGAAGGGCCUUGGGGAAGUCACCUGAUAAAUGUGUCAUUUUAGAAAUAGAACCUUUAUUUGGCUUUCAUUUUUUUUUAAUAAAAGUUUUUUUAAAAAAUAA
Gracilinanus agilis (Agile Gracile Mouse Opossum) is the source of this 2848-nucleotide messenger RNA. RefSeq names its product protein zyg-11 homolog A-like. The coding region runs from base 1 to 2220 and encodes 739 amino acids. Lineage: Eukaryota; Metazoa; Chordata; Mammalia; Didelphimorphia; Didelphidae. Gene Ontology annotation, cellular component: Cul2-RING ubiquitin ligase complex. The record is from RefSeq and is a predicted model, not a curated record. The transcript is spliced from 14 exons.